CCUACAACGGGCAGGAGGAGUCCGACAGUCGUUCCUGCAGCAUCCCAGUUUAUUACAAGGUGGUACAGUUAAAGCACACCAAAAUUUUCCGUAUUUAAUUUAUUUAACGAUCAAACGGUUGUUAAUUGAUUGUGGUAAAAUGCCCAAUAGCAGUGCCAACACCAAUAAUGCUAUUCCGCAAGUUAAAAGUAGGCAACAAUCAAUUGCCCAAAUUAAACAGGAGGAAUUGUUAAACGCCCAAACUGCAUAUUAUAUAAAGCCGGAAGAAAUGAAGCUUUCGGAUGGGCAGAAAUUCAAAAAAUUUCUUUGGGAUCCGAAAGAAAAUAAAUUAUUUGGUAGAAAUGGAGCGAGUUGGUCAAAAAUUGGACUUUUCUAUUUGAUUUUUUAUGGAAUGUUAGCUGCUUUAGUGGCGAUUUGUAUGUGGGUGUUUUUCCAAACUUUGGAUCCAAGAAUUCCUAAGUGGCAAUUAGAUAGAUCGAUAAUCGGAACUAAUCCUGGUUUGGGAUUUCGACCAAUGUCAAUGGAAAACGCCGAAAGCACAUUAAUUUGGAUUCAAGGAGCCAAUAAGACCAAUUAUGAAAAGUGGAAGAGUAGUUUAAAUUCAUUUUUAGACAAGUAUUACACUCCUGGUAUGACUGAAAAAGGAACCGCCUCUGUACGAAAAUGUAGUUACACUCAACCACCGCAAAAGGGGCAUGUUUGCGAUGUUGAUGUAAAAGUUUGGAAAGAAUGUAACCGGGAUCAACAUUACAAUUACCACAAAAAUUCACCCUGCAUAUUUUUGAAAUUAAAUAAAAUUUAUGGAUGGAUCCCCGAAUAUUAUAACACAACAAACGGCCUUCCUCAAGAUAUGCCCCCAGAAUUAAAAAAGCGAAUUGUAGAUGCUAAACCAGAAGAAAGAAACACCGUUUGGGUUAGUUGCGAAGGUGAAAACCCUGCUGAUGUAGAAGCUGUUGGUCCAAUUCAAUACUUCCCAGAUAUCCAAGGUUUUCCAGGAUAUUAUUACCCAUACGAAAAUGCGGAAGGAUAUUUAAGUCCGUUGGUUGCCGUGCAUUUCCUAAGACCAAAAUCUGGAAUUGUAAUUAACAUCGAAUGUAAAGCUUGGGCGAGAAAUAUAAAACACAGCAGAGUCGAUAGAAUUGGAUCCGUCCAUUUUGAAUUAUUAAUCGAUUAAGAGAAAAGUGCCAUUAUAAAGGUGUACAAAAUAGAAUCAUUCCAAAUAAGCCGCACAACAAAAAUUAAUUUUAAUCUCAUUCCACGUAAUAUAGCUUUUGAUAAAAAUAUAGAAAUGUGAAGAAUCUCGAAGAAUCUCUUGCAAUUAUUUUUUAUACAGGAUUGAUAUUUAUCAUUUACACCUAAGAAAUAUUUUAUAAACAACGUUAUUUCGUUUCGUAUUUAAUUUUAAUUAUGUAAAUAACCUUUAAACAACAAAGUUUUGUUGACAUAUGUUUUAAUUGACUCGAAUUUUACAAUAAAAAGGAUUGUUUUGAAAAUUCA
Messenger RNA from Onthophagus taurus, 1497 nucleotides. RefSeq names its product nervana 2 (gene nrv2). Gene Ontology annotation, molecular function: ATPase activator activity. Lineage: Eukaryota; Metazoa; Arthropoda; Insecta; Coleoptera; Scarabaeidae. Gene Ontology annotation, cellular component: sodium:potassium-exchanging ATPase complex. Gene Ontology annotation, biological process: sodium ion export across plasma membrane; potassium ion import across plasma membrane; intracellular potassium ion homeostasis. The record is from RefSeq and is a predicted model, not a curated record.